Molecule: messenger RNA, 2295 nt
Organism: Clupea harengus (Atlantic herring)
Lineage: Eukaryota; Metazoa; Chordata; Actinopteri; Clupeiformes; Clupeidae
Product: sialidase-3-like
Exons: 2
Coding region: 244-1404 (386 amino acids)
Biological process (GO): ganglioside catabolic process; oligosaccharide catabolic process
Cellular component (GO): membrane; intracellular membrane-bounded organelle; cytoplasm
Molecular function (GO): exo-alpha-sialidase activity
Source: RefSeq, a predicted model, not a curated record
UAAGUCAUCAAACAGAGGGGCCUGCUCACCACACACACACACACACACAUACACACACACACACACACACACACACACACACACACACACACACACACACACACACACACACACACACACACUCCUCCUUAAGUCAGUAAACAGAGGGGCCAUCUCAACAGAUAUGACUGUAUCUCUGACUACAGAAUUCAUCUGAUAGACUGACUGAAAUGAUUUGUUCUUCUUACAGAACACACCUUGACGAUGGGAUGCACUGCCACUAAAUGCUGUGCCACUACAUCCCCCUGCGGUGAAACACUUGUGUUUGCUGAUAAAAACUAUGACUUCAGAAUUCCAGCUCUUCUUUACGUUAAAGAAUGGAAGACAUUCCUGGCGUUUGCAGAGAAGCGCACCUCUUCCAACGAUGCAGACGCAACGAAGGCACGCGGCAGCCUCCAGUGGUCUCCCACAGAGGACUUGAUGAAGGCAACAAUACAUGGCUACCGCACCAUGAACCCCUGUCCAGUCUUUGAGAGGAUCUCAAAAAGACUGUUUCUCUUCUUCAUCUGCAUCAAGGGUCAAAUUCCAGAAUGUAAGCUCAAGCCAGGCCAGACUUGUUUAUGCUACAUCACCAGCACAGACCACGGGGUGACCUGGAGCGAUAUAACAGACUUAACGAGCAGUGUCAACUUUACCAAUUACCAAACCUUUGCUGUGGGACCGGGCCACGGGAUCCAGCUGAACAGCGGCACACUGCUCGUGCCUGCCUAUGUGAAGGUUGGCUCUGGUAAGAGUGUGAAGCCCCAUGUUGUGGUGCUGCGCAGCGAGGACCAGCACACCUGGAAGGCAAGCCAGCCCAUCACCGUGGAGUCCCUGGAGUGCCAGCUGGCCGAGGUGUCUGACGGGGAGGGUAGGAGGCAGGUGUAUCUGAACACUCGCAGCACCGGAGCACCGGUGCCACGGGUAGAGGCACUGAGUGACGACGGCGGGGCAAGUUUCCCCCUUUUCCCCCUCAAAAACCGAACGCUAAAGGAGACGCCUCACGGCUGCCAGGGGAGUGUGUUGGGGUUCCCUGCCAGUGACAUUCCAGCAGGAGGAGGGGGAUCCUCAGAGACGGCUCUGCUCUUCAGCCACCCGACCGCACCGACCAAAGGAAAGGACUGGGACAGGCUGGACCUCGGGGUCUACCUGAGAAAGUCUCUCCAGGACGACGACCCCUGGGGUAAACCCCACAUCAUCCACAAGGGGGCCAGUGGAUACUCAGACCUCACCUGCUGUGAGGAGGAGGGUCACUUUGGUUGUCUGAUGGAGUGUAGCAAGGUGGAAAUGUGUAAACGUCUUCAGAUCGCCUUCACAGAGUUCGAUGUCAAGGAGAUACUGCAAAUAGUCAAUCAUUCAGAUGUAGACAGAGGGGAAGCUGUGUGAAGCCAUUGCUCUGUGACUGAUUACAGACCCACCACAGACACAUAGAGGAACAAGCUUCUAAAUAAUAGUAAAUAAUAUAUCAAAUAUAUAUGUAAAUAAUGAUAAUGGUAAACAGUGGGGUCAAUUGUUUUCACCACUUAAAUGUAUUCAUACAUUCAACAUGUGACAUAUAUUUCUGAAUUCUGAAACUAUUUUAACUCCAUAGUUACAGUCGUUUGAUAAUGUUGAAUGAAAAGUGAAAAUGUAAUGUGAUGUGUUUUAGAUGUAGUCUGAUUAGUUCUGCUGUUUGAUUAUUUCUGAGAGGCUGAUGUUCUUUUCUGUGACUUUACCGUGAUGGCAUAUCCCAACUCUCAUGUUCCAUCAGCUGUAAACAUAAUAAAUAGUUCAUUUGAUUUUUGAUUUGAAUUUAUUUUUGUUUAAAAGUAAUAAAUACUGUAAGUGUUUAUAUCCAGAGACUCCUCCCAGGACUCUUUGUGUUUAUGUCAUUUGGUCUACUUCUCGUAACUUAACUGACCAAUCUGUCAUGAAGUGCUUUCAUUAAAAACAACGCAAAUUUUAGACACAAGGAGUUUUGUGUGUGUGUGAGAAAGAGAGAUUUUGUGUUCAAGAAUGAUUGCAAAUAUUAUACCAAGUAUAAACUCAAAUGUGAACAAGAAAUAAGAAGGACAUCAGUGAGUUGAUACGAAUAUAUCUGAGUAAGUAAUAAAAAUGACAAAGCCUUUAGAGGAAGGUUUCAUAACUAAAGUGCCUGCAAAUGCAUGUUAACAUACUAAUAGUGUAUAAAAGUCCUUUAACAUUCAGCAGAACAAUCGGUAGAUAACAAUGCCAAAAAACCUGAUUUAGCAGAAUUCGUACAGACUAUUCAAUCCUGUAAUCUGAUUAGCUAAUCAA